CCGGAAGUGGCAGCGGCGGCCGCGCUGGGAGGGAGGGAGGGAGGGAAGGAGCCCAGGAGGGGCCCAGGUCCCUCCCCACCCCCGGCCCGGGCCGGCGGGGAGCAGAAAAUGCUCUGAAAGAAGAACUGGACAGCAGCUCCCAAACUGAAUCUGUCUGCAGAAGUCUGCCUUCCUCCAGAGGCCUCUUUGUGCUCUCCCAAAGCUCUGCAGCAGCCAAACUCUGCCAGUGAUGGGCUCCGAGAACAGCGUGCUGAAGAGCUACAGCCUGCAGGAGCCUCCCUGUACCCUGCCCAGCGGGCACACCCUGUACCCUGCACUGCUACAAGAUGGCAAAAGGGCCUCUGUCUUCGUGUACAAGAGAGAGAACCAAGAGAACGUCAAUAAAGCUGCCAAGCACCUGAAAACCUUGCGCCACCCUUGCCUCCUGCGCUUCCUCUCCUGCACCGUGGAAGCCAACGGGAUCCACCUGGUGACAGAACGUGUGAAGCCUUUGGGGAUGGUCCUGGGGACACUUUCUUCUGCAGAGAUCUGUGCAGGGAUCUACGACGUCUUGCUGGCACUCAUCUUCCUCCACGACAGGGGAAACUUAACCCAUAACAACGUCUGCUUGUCAUCUGUGUUUGUCAGUGAGGAUGGGCACUGGAAGCUGGGAGGGAUGGAAACUGUCUGUAACUUCAGUGAAGCCACCCCAGAGUUCCUCGGUCAUGUCAAGCUGGUACGAGACCAGUCGUGCAUCCCCUGUGAGGAGAUGUCUGCAGAUUUCCAAAUUCUGCCCAGCAGCUGUGGGCAUGCCAGGGAUGCCUACGCGUUUGGGACAAUGGUUGAAAACCUCCUGACAGUCCUGAACGAGCAGGUUUCAGCAGAUAUUCUCUCCAGCUUUCAGCAAACCUUGCGCUGCACAGUGCUGAACCCAGACCCAAAGUGUCGCCCUCCUCUCUCCAGCUUGUUGUGCCACGAGUUCUUCAGGAAUGAUUUUCUGGAGGUUGUGAACUUUCUGAAGACCUUAACACUAAAGUCUGAGGAGGAAAAAACUGAAUUUUUCAAAUUCCUGCUGGACAGGGUGGCUGGCUUGUCAGAGGAGCUGAUAGCAUCAAGGCUGGUGCCUCUCCUGCUCAAUCAGCUCGUGUUUGCAGAACCUGUAGCUGUCAAGAGUUUUCUUCCUCACCUGCUGGGUCCAAAGAAAGAGCAAACUGGAGAAAACCAGCCCAGCUGCCUCCUCUCCCCAGCCUUGUUCCAGACACAUGUCAUUCCUGUGCUGCUGAAGCUGUUUGAGGUCCAUGAGGAGCACGUUCGGAUGGUGCUGCUGUCUCACAUCCACGCCUACGCAGAGCUCUUCACUCGGGAGGAGCUGAAAAACAUCAUAUUGCCACAGGUAUUGCUGGGCCUUCGAGAUACCAGUGACUCCAUUGUUGCCAUCACACUGCACAGCUUGGCAGUCCUCGUCUCCCUGCUUGGACCUGAAGUGGUUGUAGGUGGAGAAAGAACAAAGAUUUUCAAAAGCUCUGCUCCAAGUUUCAUGAAAACUGCUGAUCUCUCCCCAGAAGACUCACCCAGUCAUGUAAGCAAUCAGAGAAAUCAAAGCUCCAGGCCCCUGAAGAACAACUCCAGUGUGUUCCCCAUCUCUGGAAAGAUACCUGUCAGGAAGCUUUCUGUGCCACAAGACAAUCCUCUGGCUUUAGAGACAGGUCAGCAAGACACUGAGUCCCCCCUGAAGAGAAUUCCUGGAAGCAUUAACACACUGGGGAGCAGCAGGAGCUCUUUGACUACCUCUGAAAAGACAGCAGAGGAGUGGCCAGACUGGAGUGAGCCAGAGGAGACAGACACUGAGAAAACUGUGAACAUUCAAAUUCAGCCCCAAGAGCUGCGGGGCAGCAUGGGACCUUAUUUUCCUGAAGGUGAUGUAGAUGAGAAGCCUUGGGAUGACUUUGAGCCCAGCAGCCCCAGUCCUGAGCUGUCCUCAGGAAACUGCCUCACUGUGACACAAGCUGAUGCAGCUGGAAUGCCAAGGCCUCUGCCAGGUACCCACCAACUGAGCAAAGAUUUCAGAAGCCUCAGAAUGAGUCCCCCCACAAAGUCUUGCCCCAGGAGCAGCUGGAGCAGUGGCAAAUGGGACCAGCAGGAACAGCUGGGAGAAACUGUGCUGCCAAAACCAACCUUUCAGGAAAGGUUAAAGCCUUCAUCAGAGUCUGGCCUAGGAGAAGAAUUCACAAUCAAAGUGAAGAGGAAACCUGUGCAAGACCCUGAGCUGGACUGGUUUGCUGACAUGAUCCCAGACAUCAAACCUUCUUCAGCUAUCUUUCUGUUACCUGAAGCAAGGACUGAAGCAGAAGUUCCCAGUCACUCUGGUCCAGUACCCAGCAGAGAAGGUGCCUCCCAGAAUGUGCUGUUUUCAUCCAAAUUUGCAGCAGCUGAUGUUAUUGAGGCUGAAGCUGCAGGCUGGGGUGAAGAAGAGGAGCUGAACUGGGAAGAUGAUACUAACUGGUAAUGGGACUGACAGAGACAAAUGCAACGUAUGGUGUGCUGGAUGCUGUAAGAGAAGUCACUGCUUCCUCAGCACAAUGGAUGAGUACCUCAGCUGCUUCUGCCAGGAGGCAGGAGAUUGCUGCAGCAGCCAGCAAGAUCUCAUGGGGCCCCAGUCUUGCCAUGGAUGCUCCUUUCCAGUCUGUGCCAAAAACUGCAGGGGUGAGGCCUGCACCCAAGCAAUAUGCCCAGCAGUGGUGUGUGACACUGCUGCCAGAGGGAGGAACAGCACCAGGGCUGUGCUGGUGCUGAUGUGCAGCUGCAGGCAUGAGGGGUGUAAGCAACUGUUCCAGAACUCAUCCCUGCUCUUAAAACUGAUGACAAUAAAUUAAAGUCACACUGA
Molecule: messenger RNA, 2863 nt
Organism: Calypte anna (Anna's hummingbird)
Lineage: Eukaryota; Metazoa; Chordata; Aves; Apodiformes; Trochilidae
Gene: SCYL3
Product: SCY1 like pseudokinase 3
Exons: 14
Coding region: 230-2485 (751 amino acids)
Biological process (GO): protein phosphorylation
Molecular function (GO): protein kinase activity; ATP binding
Source: RefSeq, a predicted model, not a curated record